CGCCGCGCCGCCCACGUGCUCCUGCUGUCGCCGUCGCACUCCCGUGUCCGGCGCUGCGCACCGAGGUUCACCACAGCGACGUCCUAGUGUCGACAAGCCGACAGUCAUGAGAGUUCUCGGUUCUUUCUCUGUUCUGGCGUAAAGAAUCCAUGAUGACGAUGGAUGUGAAGGCGGAGACGCAGAAGAACAACUCCCCACAGGAGUGCGCCGGGUGUGGGAAGAAGAUAACCGAGAGGUACCUGCUGAAGGCGCUGGACCUGUUCUGGCACGAGGACUGCCUCAAGUGCGGCUGCUGCGACUGCCGCCUGGGGGAGGUGGGCUCCACGCUCUACACCAAGGCCGACCUCAUCCUGUGCCGCCGCGACUACCUCAGGCUUUUCGGCAACACGGGUCACUGUGCGGCGUGCUCCAAGGUGAUCCCCGCCUUCGAGAUGGUGAUGCGCGCGCGAAACAACGUCUACCACCUCGAGUGCUUCGCCUGCCAGCAGUGCAACCACAGGUUCUGCGUGGGCGACCGCUUCUACCUGUGCGAGAACAAGAUCCUGUGCGAGUACGACUACGAGGAGCGACUCGUCUUCGCCAACAUGGCGUACAACCCGUCCAGCCUGGCGCACAUCAAGCGGCACCUGCCUCCACCGCCGCCUACGACGGGCGCCGGGGGCGGCCACCUGGGGCGGUCGGGGGUGCUGCCCGUGGUGGGCGGCGCGCUGCCGCCCCUCUGCGGCCUGCCGGGCGCCAACGGAGACCUGGACCGGGUUGAUGCAAGCCAUAAUCUGCACGCACUGCCGUGA
Molecule: messenger RNA, 791 nt
Organism: Schistocerca americana (American grasshopper)
Lineage: Eukaryota; Metazoa; Arthropoda; Insecta; Orthoptera; Acrididae
Product: LIM domain only protein 3-like
Exons: 8
Coding region: 150-791 (213 amino acids)
Biological process (GO): positive regulation of transcription by RNA polymerase II
Cellular component (GO): nucleus
Molecular function (GO): DNA-binding transcription factor binding; transcription coactivator activity
Source: RefSeq, a predicted model, not a curated record